CUCCGCUACCAGAAGACAAAGCAAUCCAGUGGAAUGUCUGGAAAGAUUCCCUCAAGGAACUUAUGCAGCUCCAGAUCCAGAGAACCUACAUCUCUGUUUCUCUGCUCGCCACAGUAUACAGAGAGAUUUGUGUGUUCUCAGAUGCAUCAACUAUGGCUAUAUCAGCUGUAGCAUACCUCAGGGCAAUCGAUACAGAAGGACACAGCCAUGUCGAGUUUAUCAUGGGGAAAUCCAAGCUGGCUCCACGUCCUGCUCACACUGUCCCUCGUUUGGAAUUGUGUGCAGCCGUCUUGGCAGUGGAAAUUGCAGAGACGAUAAUGGAUGACAUCGAUGUAGAGAUUCACAAAGUCACGUACUACACAGACAGCAAGAUCGUACUGGGCUACAUACAUAAUGCGUCCAGAAACUUCUAUGUCUACGUGGCAAACAGAGUGACAAGAAUAAGAAGGUCCUCUACCCCAGAGCAAUGGCACUACAUCAACACCAAACUUAAUCCUGCAGAUCACGGAUCUAGGUCUGUCUCAGCGGCUCUCCUACCAGAUACCAACUGGCUGACAGGUCCAGCUUUUCUAAGAAAUCCAGAAGUGGAUGAAGUUCCACAGCUAGAGGCAUAUAACCUUCUGCAUCCUGAGACUGAUGUAGAAGUUCGCCCUCAAGUUUCAACCUAUGCUACGAAAUCCACAAGUGGACUUCCUGGCUCUCACCGGUUUGAAAGAUUCUCCAGCUGGAAAUCUCUUACUCGUGCAAUAGCCAAGCUUGUCCAAAAGGCUAGAGUCUUCUGGAAAACUUCAGACGGUAUCCAGAGAAAAGAUGAACUCAGUCAAGCAAGACUGGUCAUAUUGAAAACAACACAACAAGAUGUGUACAAAGAGUACUUGACGAUCCUUCAGCCAUGCAAGAAGUGGAAGUCAGAAAGACCAAGCUUGCAAGUAGGGGAUGUGGUACUUCUCAAAGACACUCAAGUAAAGAGGAAUGAGUGGCCCACCGGCAUCAUUGAGGAAACCUUCCCCAGCCGUGACGGAAGGAUUCGAAAAGUGAAUGUGACCCGUUUCAGAGGUCGUACUGCUCCUCAGUAAAAAGACAUAGUGGUAUUUUAAAAUACCAGACGGGGAGUGUUAUGCCCCACAAUGUUAUUUUCUAAGACACCUAGUGGUGGAAAUCAGUUUUGCAGUUUGUGUUCUAAUUUGACCCUCCUGUCUUGCCGUAGCCAGCUUAGUGUGGGUGUGUUUCAGAGAGCAGUAGAGAACAGUUGAGAGCAGAUGUCAAACAAACAGGACGUACUGCAGGCUUUAAGCUUUCUUUUCGACUUUGAAGACUUUGAAGGUCUAAACCUUUUUACAAAAUAUACGAUUGAUCCUUCACUAAAAAGACCUAAACUACACUACAUACGCUUGGGACUCUUUUUUCAUCAAGGAUUAUAUCAUGUUAGCUAUCUGCUAAGCUAACCAGCAAAAAGCAAGAGCAGAAUAAGCACAAAGAAGGCGAGCAAGGAACGAGGGAGGGGUGCCAGACGUGAUGCUUACUCAGGGAGAUUGGCUACGUUCUGGCGAAGGUCUCCUGGCUCCGCUGGCUUUUAUGUUGCUCCCUCUCGUCAAGUCCAGAAAAGAGCCAUGGCUGUUCUGAAGCUGGAGGAGUACCGACAGAAGAUCCGCACAGAGCUGAACAACGUGAUGGAUUUCUGGCUUAAGUACUCCCAUGACACCGUCUACGGCGGCUUCUUUAAUUGUAUCGGAAAGAACGGAAAGGUGUACGAUGAACUGAAGUAUGUCUGGCUGCAAGGUAGACAGGUGUGGAUGUACUGUCGCCUAUACAGAACACUGGAGCGUUUCCACAGGCCUGAAAUCCUGGAAGCAGCCAAAGCCGGAGGGACGUUCCUCAGGAAGUUCGCUCGUGUUUCUAGCGGCAGUGGUCAGUGGAAGUGUGCUUUCUGCCUGACACGAGACGGUCAAGCGUUGAAAGUACAAAGGACCAUAUUCAGCGAGUGUUUCUACGUCAUGGCCUUAGACGAACUCAGCCGAGUCACCAAAGACGAGGAUAUGCGGAAAGAAGCUGAACAGAUGAUGGCGCAGCUCAUCUUCUGGGUUCGGGUUGACCCAAAAGGUCUGGGUCGACCCGAGCUGGCCGGAGACACGCCCACCAGCAGCAUGGCUGUUCCCAUGAUGCUGCUGUGUUUAGUGCAGCAGAUCACGGACAGCCGGGAGCAGGACGUUGUGCUAAAGUACAAGGAGCUGGGCAGCUGGUGUGUGCAGCAGAUACUCCAACAUAUUCAGAGGGGGGGCACAGCUAUCUUAGAGAACGUGUCGCCGGAGGGAACAGAGUUACCGGGCUGUCAAGGCCGGCUGCAGAAUCCAGGCCACGCCCUGGAAGCAGGCUGGUUCCUGCUGGAGCACGCCAAGCAAUGGGGAGACCAGCAGCUGCAGGCCACCGCCAUCCACAAGUUUGUGGAGUUACCCUUUAAAUGCGGCUGGGACCGAGAACAUGGUGGCCUCCUCUACUUCCUGGAUGUGGAUGGCCACUGCCCCACACAGUUGGAGUGGAACAUGAAGCUGUGGUGGCCUCACUGCGAGGCUCUCAUUGCCUUCCUCAUGGCCUACAGCCGCACCAAAACGCCACACCUGCUCGAGACCUUCUCUCAAGUGUUUGAAUACGCCUUUAGCCACUUUUCUGACGGCCACAAUGGUGAAUGGUUUGGCUACUUGUCGCAAGAUGGCAACGUCGUACUAGAUUUUAAAGGAGGCCCCUUUAAGGGACCCUUCCACAUUCCUCGCUGCCUGUAUUUGUGUGAACGUCUUCUGGAUGAUCUGCUGAAGAACACGGCUUAACCUUUCCUCACCGUUAUGCUUUUCUUUGUCUUUUUUACAAUCAGAGGGAACAACAAAGCCAGAAUCUUUUUUUAGGCAUCUUUAAAGGUGUAAUUGUAUGAAAUAACCCCCUCAAACUCAUUUAAAGAUGGGAAACUGUUUUUUAAUUGUUUUAUUUUGUUGUUGAUUAACGAUAAAUAAAUCAGCUUAUCAAAUCAGAUCAAA
This is a messenger RNA of Nerophis lumbriciformis (worm pipefish), 3026 nucleotides long. It is a transcript of the gene renbp, whose product is annotated as renin binding protein. Gene Ontology annotation, biological process: protein import into peroxisome matrix; carbohydrate metabolic process. Lineage: Eukaryota; Metazoa; Chordata; Actinopteri; Syngnathiformes; Syngnathidae. Gene Ontology annotation, molecular function: zinc ion binding; isomerase activity. Gene Ontology annotation, cellular component: peroxisomal membrane. The record is from RefSeq and is a predicted model, not a curated record.